AUGCAGUUGUCAAAGCGAUUCCACGAAUUGCGCCAGGAACUCGCGACAAUGCUCAUCCCCAAGGCCGACCGCAAGAAGAUCCACGAGUACCUCUUCCGUGAGGGUGUGCUCGUGGCCAAGAAGGACUUCAACCUUCCUAAGCACAAUGACAUUGACACCAAGAACCUCUAUGUCAUCAAGGCUAUGCAGUCCCUGACUUCCCGCGGUUUCGUCAAGACCCAGUUCUCGUGGCAGUACUACUACUACACCCUCACCCCCGAGGGUCUUGACUACCUGCGCGAGUGGCUCCACCUCCCCGCCGAGGUUGUUCCUGCCACCCACAUCAAGCAGCAGCGCUCCCACGCUCCUCCCCGCGGUAUGAUGGGCGGCGAGGACCGUGAGCGCCGGCCCCGUGCUCCCCGUGAGGGUCGCGAGGGUGGUUACCGCCGUCGUGAGGAGGGUGGCAAGGAGGGUGGUGCCCCUGGCGAGUUCGCUCCUUCUUUCCGCGGUGGCUUCGGCCGUGGCCGUGGUGCCCCCCAGCAGCAGUAA
Molecule: messenger RNA, 528 nt
Organism: Penicillium diatomitis
Lineage: Eukaryota; Fungi; Ascomycota; Eurotiomycetes; Eurotiales; Aspergillaceae
Product: 40S ribosomal protein eS10
Exons: 5
Coding region: 1-528 (175 amino acids)
Cellular component (GO): cytosolic small ribosomal subunit
Molecular function (GO): RNA binding; structural constituent of ribosome
Source: RefSeq, a predicted model, not a curated record